AUGAUUCCAUAUAAUAAUCGUUAUACAAAGUCAUAUUUAUCUCUUGCCAAACUCAUAUCUGAUGAUUAUCAUGUCAAAGAGGUCAAUGAUGUCAAAAUUAUUUCAAACUUCCUAUUUUUCAAAGAUUAUGGAAUUAAAUUAGACAAAUCUACUGAUUUCGGAAAAUUUUAUAUUAAAAACUUCAAUAUUCUUACAGAAGAUACAAUUUACAGAGCAAUUAUGUAUAAUAACCUAGAAGCAUUUAUCUCAUUCACUGAAAGAGAAGGGUUUAAUAAAGAUCAAACACUUAAAAACGAAUUAUAUCCAUAUCAUUUUAUUGUUGAAGAAUAUUCACUACUUGAAUUAUGUUGUUACUAUGGAGCAGUUGAUUGUUUCAAAUUUUUAAGAACAAAAUUUGACUCAAAAAUAACUCAAACAUGUCUAGAAUUUUCAUUUUUAGGAGGAAAUCCAGAGAUCAUGAGUGAAUGUUUGAAAUAUCAAAAACCAAAUAAAGAUUGCAUGGAAUAUGCAAUUAUUUCACAUAACAUUGAUUUUGUUACAUUCUUGAUGAAUGAAUACAAUAUAGAGAUCGAUUUGGACUAUUGUGUACUGUAUAAUAAUCUUGAAUCCUUUUUGGUUCAUUUCGAUCAAACUAAUGAUAUUGACGAAUGCUUUCUUUAUUCAGCGACAUUUAAUUUUCCAUCCCUUUUGGAAUAUUUCAUUUCACAUGGUGCUAAUAUCAAUACAAAAAAUAAGAACGGAAGCACAGCACUUCAUAUUGCAGCAUGGAAUAAUAGAAAAGAAAUGGCUGAAAUUCUUAUUUCACAUGGUGCAAAUAUCAAUGAAAAAGAUGGAGAUGGAGAAACUGCCCUUCAUAAUGUAAUAGCACGGAAUUAUAAAGAAAUGGCUGAAUUUCUUAUUUCACAUGGUGCGAAUAUCAAUGAAAAAAAUAAAAAUGGAGACACGACACUUCAUAUUGUAGCACGUGAAAAUCGUAAAAAAAUGACUGAAUUUCUUAUUUCACAUGGUGCGAAUAUCAAUGAAAAAGAUGGAGAUGGAGAAACUGCACUUCAUAUUGCAGCAUGGAAUAAUAGAAAAGAAAUGACUGAAUUUCUUAUUUCGCAUGGUGCGAAUAUCAAUGAAAAAAAUAAAAAUGGAGAAACCGUACUUGAUCUUGCAGCAUGGAAUAAUAGUAAAGAAAUUGUUGAAGUUCUUAUUUCACAUGGUGUGAAUAUCAAUGAAAAAAAUAAAAAUGGAAAAACCGCACUUGAUCUUGCAGCAGCACGGAAUUAUAAAGAAAUGACUGAAUUUCUUAUUUUACAUGGUGCAAACAUCAAUAUAAAAAAUAAAAAUGGAAGCACAGCACUUCAUGUUGCAGCACGUAAUAAUAGUAAAGAAACGGCUGAAAUUCUUAUUUCACAUGGUGCGAAUGUCAAUGAAAAAGAUGGAGAUGGAGAAACUGCACUUCAUAUCGUAGCACGGAAAAAUAGUGAAGAAAUUGUUGAAAUUCUUAUUUCACAUGGUGCGAAUAUCAAUGAAAAAGACGGAGAUGGAGAAACUGCACUUCAUAUUACAGCAGCACGGAAUUAUAAAGAAAUGACUGAAUUUCUUAUUUCGCAUGGUGCGAAUAUCAAUGAAAAAAAUAAAAAUGGAAAAACCGCACUUGAUCUUGCAGCAGCAUGGAAUUAUAAAGAAACAGCUAAUGUUCUUAUUUCGCAUGGUGCAAAAGAAUAA
This is a messenger RNA of Trichomonas vaginalis G3, 1713 nucleotides long. RefSeq names its product ankyrin repeat and SOCS box-containing protein 4 family. Gene Ontology annotation, molecular function: protein binding. The coding region runs from base 1 to 1713 and encodes 570 amino acids. Lineage: Eukaryota; Parabasalia; Trichomonadida; Trichomonadidae. The record is from RefSeq and is a predicted model, not a curated record. The transcript has a single exon.